Messenger RNA from Drosophila nasuta, 1258 nucleotides. RefSeq lists its product as uncharacterized. The coding region runs from base 107 to 1156 and encodes 349 amino acids. Gene Ontology annotation, biological process: apoptotic DNA fragmentation. Gene Ontology annotation, molecular function: nucleic acid binding; metal ion binding; single-stranded DNA endonuclease activity. The record is from RefSeq and is a predicted model, not a curated record. The transcript has 4 exons. Gene Ontology annotation, cellular component: nucleus; mitochondrial inner membrane. Lineage: Eukaryota; Metazoa; Arthropoda; Insecta; Diptera; Drosophilidae.
UGGCUCAAUUCGGGUUUUCCCCCUGGGAGCUUCAUCAAUUUUUGUUGUACAAUUUUUGUUUUUUUUCGGCAAACUUCUGUUCAAAAUUAACAAGUCUAAAAUAAUUAUGAAGAUUUUUUUCUUAAUACAAUUUAUUGUUUUGCUGACUUUCGCGCUAAGCAUUAAAGGGGAUUGUCAAAUUUAUUCGAAUAUGGUUGAGGUCACAAAUCGUAUAUUUACAUAUCGUGAUGAAGCAGGAGCUUAUCAAUUGCUGCGCACGGAAACUGUACCCACCGGAUUGACGCUUCACAUGUUUUGUCAUGGCGGAGAUGUGAUUGAGACUCAAUGUCAGGAUAAUGGUCAAUUUUCAACACGGUUUCCCAUGCGGUGCUCCAAACCAAUGGUGGCAAAUGCGAAACCUGUGGGUGACAAUGAUUGUGCCGGGCAAAUGUAUUCGAUUGGCCAUCAGAUUAAUGGAGCCCACUUGGAACUCUUUCGAUCCUGCUACGAUGCUAGGAACGGACGCGUUUUGUACGCCGAAAGCGAUGUCUAUUACAAGUCCUAUUUUCCGCGGCGUCCAUUUGUGGACGUCACCACCGAUGAGAUUGUGACACCAGCCGAAGGCACAUCUUAUAUAAAGAGAAAUAUUUACAGUGCCUUCUGUUCCAUCCUUGGCGAUAAGCAAGAUUACUGGCCCAGUCCUUAUAAUUUGAUCAUCAAUCGUGGUCAUUUGGUUGCCUCAGCGGAUUUUCUAUUUGUCGAUCAAAUGUCGAGCACCUUUCGCUACAUCAACUUUGUGCCACAAUGUAAAUCCAUCAACGAUGGCAACUGGGAGAAGAUUGAGCGUUGGGUGCGCAGUCAAAUCCCCAGAUCAUCUCCAUUUCAUAUCAAAACUGGUGGCAUCGAUGUGUUAAACUUAGCCGAUGUGAAUGGCUACGAUCGCCCAGUUUAUUUGUAUAACUCAAAGUUGCCAGUUCCACAAUGGAUCUAUAAAGUGGUCAGAGAUGUCGCAAGUGGCAAGAGAAUCUAUGUAUUUCUUUCCUUCAACAGCGUCUUCCAAAAAAAUCCGCCAAGUGUGCCUGCUUUUUGUCAGGCUGUCUCUUGUCCAUUCUACUUAUGGCAAGACUCAAAGAACGGAUAUAUAUUUUGCUGCAAUCCAGAAAAAUUUCCAUAUUAAAUCAAACCAAUCAAUUAAAACGCUUAACGACUUUUUAAUCAUUUACGCAAUGCGCUUUAAAAGCCCUUGGGCACCUCAAGACCUGCAUCAGUCAUAACUAAG